Molecule: messenger RNA, 621 nt
Organism: Synchytrium microbalum
Lineage: Eukaryota; Fungi; Chytridiomycota; Chytridiomycetes; Synchytriales; Synchytriaceae
Exons: 4
Coding region: 1-621 (206 amino acids)
Biological process (GO): protein transport to vacuole involved in ubiquitin-dependent protein catabolic process via the multivesicular body sorting pathway
Cellular component (GO): ESCRT II complex
Source: RefSeq, a predicted model, not a curated record
AUGAAGUCACAACUUGGAGUCUUCAAAUCAAACCUCGAAGAAUUCGCCAAAAAGUACAGAAAGGAUAUCAACAAGGAUCCUGUCUUUCGAAUGCAUUUUCAAAAAAUGUGUACAAAUAUUGGAGUGGAUCCUCUUGCAUCAAACAAGGGAUUCUGGGCCGAAGUAUUAGGAUUCGGUGACUUUUACUAUGAGCUGGGUGUCCAAAUCGCUGAAGUCUGUUUGACGACUCGGGAUUCGAACGGAGGAUUGAUUGAGAUCAAGGAAUUGAAGAGGCUCGUGGAUCGUAUGAGAGGGAGGAGCGCGCAAGAUAUUACAGAAGACGACAUACUACGCAGCAUCAAGAACCUCAAAACUCUCGGAAACGGAUUUGAGGUAGUCUCAAUUGGUCCCCAAAAGUUCAUAUCAUCUGUUCCUCGUGAACUCAAUGUGGACUUUACUUCUGUGCUUGGUGUUGCUCAAACUACCGGAUUUGUUACUCUUGAUAUACUCAAGGCGGAACUGGGAUGGGAUAUGAAUAGAGCUCAACGAGUGCUGGAUGAUUUGGUCAAGGACGGCGUAUGCUGGGUGGAUACACAAGCUCCAAGGAUUGAAUACUGGAUGGCUUCCUUCUUGACGAUAUGA